Vidua macroura (Pin-tailed whydah) is the source of this 1627-nucleotide messenger RNA. It is a transcript of the gene SUPT7L, whose product is annotated as SPT7 like, STAGA complex subunit gamma. NCBI's taxonomy places the organism in Eukaryota, Metazoa, Chordata, Aves, Passeriformes, Viduidae. The transcript has 4 exons. Gene Ontology annotation, cellular component: SAGA complex. Gene Ontology annotation, molecular function: transcription coactivator activity; protein heterodimerization activity. The coding region runs from base 250 to 1488 and encodes 412 amino acids. The record is from RefSeq and is a predicted model, not a curated record.
GAAAAGCCGCGAUGCGAUCUGUAAACUGACAGACUGGCAGCCUGAUGCCGUCGAGGACACUGCGCUGCUCAGCGAGGCACUGAGCGAUAGCGUGCUUGGCAGCCGUAACUUGAGUUGGCUGGAGCGUCGUCCCAGCUCCUGUGUCUGUUGCUGCCCAAAGUGCUUUUCCCUGCAACAAGGGUCCUUUGUACCCGCAGUACUUGGUAGCCUUCUUCUGGGUUCUGUGCACGACAGGUAACCUGUGCAAAAAUGUUGCGAUACUGGGGCGAGAUCCCGGUUUCCUCCAACCAGGCCAACCGCAGCUCCUUUGACCUGCUGCAGCGUGAGUUUCGUACUGUGGAAGUCCAGGAUCCUCCACUGCACCAGCCGUCUGCGAACAAGCCCCGUCCCACCACUAUGCUGGACAUCCCCUCCGAGCCCUGCAGCCUCACCAUUCACACCAUCCAGCUCAUCCAGCACAACCGGCGGCUGCGCAGCCUCAUCGCCGCGGCUCAGGCUCAAAACCAGCAGCAAGCAGAGGGCAUAAAAACCGAAGAGAAUGAACCUCUGCCAUCUUGUCCUGCCUCCCCACCUCUCCCUGAUGACCUGCUUCCUCUGGAUAGCAAAACCCCCAAAAUGCCAUUUCAGCUGAGGCAUAGUGACCCAGAGAGUGAUUUCUACAGAGGAAAAGGGGAGCCAGUGACGGAGCUGAGUUGGUCCUCCUGCCGGCAGCUUCUGUACCAGUCGAUGGCCACCAUCCUGGCACACACGGGCUUUGAGUGCGCCAACGAGAGUGUCCUGGAGACCCUGACAGACAUCGCCCAUGAGUACUGCCUCAAGUUCACCAAGCUGCUGCGCUUUGCUGUGGAUCGAGAGGCUCGGCUCGGGCACACCCCUUUCCCUGACGUCAUGGAGCAGGUCUUCCACGAAGUGGGCAUUGGCAGCGUGCUCUCGCUGCAGAAGUUCUGGCAGCACCGCAUCAAGGAUUACCACAGCUACAUGCUUCAGGUUAGCAAGCAGCUCUCUGAAGAAUACGAGAAGAUUGUCAACCCUGAAAAGGCAGCAGAAGACACAAAACCUGUGAAGAUUAAGGAGGAACCUGUUAGUGAUAUUACUUUCCCCAUAAGUGAAGAGCUGGAAGGAGAUCUGGCUUCUGGUGACCAGUCUUUGCCUGUUGGAGUUCUUGCAGCUCAAAGUGAGCGCUUCACUGCUAACUUGGAAGUAGAAGCUUCCCCACAGACUUCAGGGGCUGAGGUGAAUGCUUCCCCACUGUGGAACUUGGCACAAGUGAAAAUGGAGCCACAGGAAAAUGAGGAGGCUAAUGUACACGGCCAUGGGGUUCUAGGCAGUGAUGUCUUUGAGGAACCAAUGUCAGGAAUGAGUGAAGCUGGGAUGCCACAAAGCCCCAAUGGCUCUGAGAGCAGCUACGGUUCUCAUUCUGCUGACAGCCUGAUGGGAUCCUCACCUGUCUUCAACCAGCGCUGCAAGAAAAAGAUGAAGAAGAUGUGAAAAGGAACAGUCUUUUUAUUUAGUCCUGAUGGUGUGCAACAGACACUUGAAAGGAACUAGUGGAGUACUGUGAUGAUUCUAACACAGGGCUGGCCCUGGUGUGUGAGGGACCUGCAUAAAAUUACUAUGAGAGGUUUGA